Arabidopsis lyrata subsp. lyrata is the source of this 1590-nucleotide messenger RNA. RefSeq names its product protein DA1-related 6. NCBI's taxonomy places the organism in Eukaryota, Viridiplantae, Streptophyta, Magnoliopsida, Brassicales, Brassicaceae. The record is from RefSeq and is a predicted model, not a curated record. The coding region runs from base 233 to 1453 and encodes 406 amino acids. Gene Ontology annotation, molecular function: ubiquitin binding. The transcript is spliced from 8 exons.
UGCAGUAAGUUGUAGAAACGCAACUUCAACGAAAUACAGAACACAAAAUGACUCACGAGUGCGUCAAAAGCAAGCAAACAGUUAAUUUGGGUAAGUAAUUCUUAAGCGUUUCCCCGUUUCUAUUUUUGGCUAAAUUCAUCUUCUUCUGCGUUACUUAAGAAUUUGUGAGAUCUUGAAGAUACAGGAGGAAGAUUAAAGGCCACAUCAUGUCGAUAUCAGAUGUGGCUUCUAUAUGGUUGGUGGUGCUUUUCUAGGAGCUCCAGUUUCUGAGAUUUUAAAAUUGGUAAUCGAAGAGGCCAAGAAAGUGAAAGACUUCAAACCCUUAUCUCAAGAUCUUGCGUCCACGAUGGAGAGAUUGGUUCCGAUAUUCAAAGAAAUUGACUCAAUGCAACAAAGAUGCAACGGUGAACUAAUUGUUUUGAUCAAGACGUUGGAAAGAGCUGAGAAGAUGGUAUCAAACUCAAGAGCCAAGCUUCACAUGGAGCACUGCUAUGUCUGCAAAGAUAUUAUUAUUUCAACUGCUCAACGUAUAGAGUACAAUGAGCAUCCCUUCUGGUUGGAAAAAUAUUGUGCUUGUCAUGAUUUUGAUGGUACUCCCAAGUGUUGCAGCUGUGAAAGAUUAGAGCCUAAAGAAACGAACUAUGUGAUUAUUGGUGAUGGUCGGUGGAUAUGUCUAGAAUGUAAUGAGUCUUCAAUUAGGGAUACUUAUGAAUGCCAACCUCUGCAUUUUGAAAUCCGUGAAUUCUUUAAAGGCUUAAACAUGGAGAUUGAGAAACAGUUUCCUCUUGUUUUGGUUGAGAAACAAGCGCUGAAUACAGCUGAGGAGGAAGAUAAGAUUGGCCAUCAUCACGAGGUGUCAACCAGGGGUUGUUGCUUUUCCGAAGAGGUGAUCAUAACGAGUGUCUCAAGGAUACCGAAGAUGCAGUCAAACAAUAUGUUAAUUGAAGAAAUAGAAACUGUACGGCCCGUCGGUGAAUCCAAGAUCAUUUCAGUUAUGAUCUUGUAUGGACUUCCUAGGUUAGUAACAGGAUCAAUCUUAGCCCAUGAAAUGAUGCACGCAUGGCUUAGAAUCAACGGGUAUAGGGACCUUGAGCCUGAUGUUGAAGAAGGACUAUGCCAAGUGGUGGCACAUAUGUGGCUGGAGAGUCAGACUUACGCCUCUACCAAUGGUGCUGCGGCCUCAUCAUCGGCUUCUUCUUCUUCUCACAUGCGGGUUAACACAACAAAUGAACCUAUGUUUGAGGAGAAACUAGUGGAGUUUUGCAAGAAGCAUAUAGAAAAAGAUGAUUCACCGCUCUACGGUCUUGGAUUCAACAGAGUUCACGAGAUGGUCACAAAUUCAAGCCUCCAUCAAACACUGAGAGGUUUUCCAAGCAGGAAGUUAAAGACGGAACGCCAGGUUCAAAUCUUAGAAUCAAACAGACGCACAUUUUCCAAUUUCAAAGGUUCAUGAAGCCAUUACUAAGUACCCCCUUCCUUUGGUGUUUGUUUUUUUUUUUUUUUUUUCUUUUUGUAUUCACUGCUUUGUCUUAUUUUCUUGGAAAAAAACACUAUGUUCCUCUGUUUAAACUGCUGCUUCACUUCUCUUUA